Messenger RNA from Callithrix jacchus (white-tufted-ear marmoset), 5705 nucleotides. Lineage: Eukaryota; Metazoa; Chordata; Mammalia; Primates; Cebidae. The record is from RefSeq and is a predicted model, not a curated record.
AUGGGCCUUUCUCAGCAGCGCAAGGCCCCUUGGAUCGUGGAUUGUGCGUUCGUCCUCUCUCUCAGACCCACAAGCAGCAGCAGCAUCGUCAUCGUGGGCAUCAUAACGGACUCCUAUGCAGUGCUUUUAGGACACCAUGGGUUUCAGAGACCUAAAAAGCCUGCCAGCCUCCAGGUGCUCAAUGAUGACCUAGUGGACAAGAGCUACAUCAAGGGGUAUGUGCCAUCACAAGCAGAUGUGGCAGUAUUUGAAGCGGUGUCUGGCCCACCGCCUGCAGACUCGGGUUGUGCCCUAAGUUGGUAUAAUUACACCAAGUCUUAUGAAAAGGAAAAGGCCAGCCUGCCAGGAGUGAAGAAAGCUGUGGACAGGUAUGGUCCUGCUGAUGUGGAAGACCCUACAGGAAGUGGAGAUAGAGACAGUAAAGAUGAUGAUGACAUUGAUCUCCUUGGAUCUGAUGAGGAGGAAAGUGAAGAAGCAAAGAGGCUAAGGGAAGAAUGCCUUGUACAAUGUGAAUACAAGAAAGCCAAAAAACCUGCACUUAAGGCCAGGUGUGGUGGCUCAUGCCUGUAAUCCCAGCACUUUGGGAGACCGAGGCAGGUGGGUCACUUGAGGUCAGGAGUUUGAGACCAGCCUGACCAAUAUGAUGAAACCCCUCUCUAUUAAAAUACAAAAAUUAGCCGGGUGUGGUGGUGGGUGCCUGUAAUUCCACCUACUCAGGAGACUGAGGCAGGAGAAUCACUUGAACCCGAAAGGCAGAAGUUGCAGCCAAGAUCAUGCCACUGCACUCCAGCCUGGGUGACAGAGUGAGACUCUGUCUCAAAAAAAAAAUAAAAAAAGAGAACAGUAAAAUAAGAUCCAUAAAAGAAAGAAUAUAUGAUAAGUGCAAAAUUUAGAGAGGCUCAUCAAACCUAAAAGAAAAAAACUGGACUUUUUGCCACAUCUUUCAUCUUACUAGAUAUGAACCUUGGGAUGAUGAGGCAGAUAUGGCGAAAUUGAAGGAGUGUGUCUGAAGCAUUCAAGCAGACGGCUUAGUCUGGGGCUCAUCCAAACUAGUUCCAGUGGAAUACAGAAUUAAGAAACUUCAAAUACACUGUGUGGUUGAAGAUUAUAAAGUUGGAACAGAUAGGCUGGAGAAGCAGAUUGCUGCUUUUGAGGAUUGUGUGUAGCCUAUGGGUGUGGCUGUUUUUAACAAGAUCUAAAAUCCAUCCUGGAUCAUUGCACUUAAACAAAAUCUUGAAAUACUAAAAAAAAAAAAAAAAAAACAUGUAGAGCCAGGCUGGGUGUGGUGGCUCAUGCCUGUAAUUCCAGUACUUUGGGAGGCCAAGGCAGGUGGAUCAUAGGUCAGGAGAUCGAGACCAUCCUGGCUAACAUGGUGAAACCCCGUCUCUACUAAAAUAUAAAAAAUUAGCCAGGUAUGGUGGCAUUUGCUUGUAGUCCCAGCUGCUCGGGAGGCUGAGGCAGGAGAAUUUCUUGAACCUGGGAAGCAGAGGUUGCAGUGAGCCAAGACUGCAGCACUGCACUCCAGCCUGGCAACCGAGCAAGACUUCAACUCAAAAAAAAAAAGUAGAGUCAGACAACCUGGAAAUCUAAUCUAAUUUCAGUCACUUAUGUGAUUGACUUUGGGCAAAUUCAUUGAAGUCUCUAUAAAAUGGGAAUAAUGCUAAAAUCUACCUCAUAAGGACGUGUAUUUAAUAAGACAGCAGAACAAGUGUUUUAAAAACACCCUACAUAUUUGUUUGUUGUUUUAAUCAAAACAGUAUAGUCCAGACUUGCCUAAUUCUUGCUAAUAAUAUGUGGUAACCAGUCAUUUUGUAAUUAUGUUUCUUAAGUGACACCAGCUUUAAAUGCAGUCUUGAUAACAGUUUUGGAACAUUACAGCUCUAGAUUUGUUGCCACCACCUGUGGGAGAACCCCUCCCCUCUACUUCUCUCCAAUUCCUCUGAUUUAUGCCUUCCCUGAAACCUAGAGCCUUGCUUCUCAAGGUGCGGUCUGCAGACCAGCAUCACUGCCUUCACCGGUGAUGGGUUAGGAAUGCAGACUCUCAGGCCUACUGAGUUAGAAUUUUUAUUUUAGCAGGUCCCCAGGGGAUCUCCAGUAAAGCCCCAUAAAAGAGCUCCAGUAAAGUUUGAGAAACAUUGGUUUAAGUUACCCCAUCGAGCCUUCCACUUUCUCCUGGCCUACUCUGGCUCAUUGCAAUCAAGUUGUGUUGUUAUCAAUAACAAUAAUAGACCGUGCACAGUGGCUCAUUCCUAUAAUCCCAGCAGUUUGGGAGGCUGAGGUGGGCGGAUUAUCUGAGGUCAGGAGUUCGAGACCAGCCUGGCCAAUAUGGUGAAACCCCGUCUCUACUAAAAAUACAAAAAUUAGCCAGGCGUGGAGGCAGGGCAUCUGUAAUCCCAGCUACUCAGGAGGCUGAGACAGGAGAAUUGCUUGAACCUGGGAGGUGGAGGUUGCAGUGAGCCGAGAUCACACCACUGUACUGCAGCCUGAGCAACAAAGAGCAAAACUCCAUCUCAAAAGAACAAUAAUAAUAAUAACAGAUACUAUUUAUUGAUCACGUACCGUGUGCUUGGUGUUAGGCUAAGUACUUAAUAUGCAUUGUCUCAUUUUGAGGCACAUUUCAUCUUUAUUUUUGCCAUUCCAGCAGGUACAUAGAGCCACGUAUUUCUCAAACCUCUUUCAUGGAUGCUAUUGGUUCAGGGGUCACUAUUGGUUGCCUACCAAAAUUUGUUUCUACAACUUUCUUUCCAGCAGAAUCCUAUCUCAUGUCUCCAGUCCUCAUCAUGGGCUUCAGGGAGAGCUGACCUGAGCCCCGUUUCCAUGUAAAGACUUUUAUUAACUAAGGGUAAUCCCACUCCCCUUGAUAAUUGGUUCAGGAAUGGGCAGAUGACCCAAUUCUGUCCAAGGAAUCUUCAGGAAGUCUGUUAGGAAGUUUUCUUACUCAUAAGAGGGAGUUGCGGGGAAAGGUAACCUUCUCGGAUAUUGUCAUGGCUGAAUGUUAUGCCUGGAAUUUCUGCCAUUUGGCUACUAGCUUCAAGGUGAAGCUCUCUCUGGAGUGACAGAGAGGAGUGAUGCUUUCCUUAUCAGCGUGGAGCUGCUGGAUCCCUCUGGGGCUUAUAGGUUUUGUGAGUUAAUAGAUUCCCUUCUUGUUUAAGCCAGACUGAGUGAGGGUUCUGCUCCUUGCUUUCUAACAGACAAAAUUUGCUUUCAAGUUGGUGCCCAGAAGACACAGCUCCUUCCUGGAGGGUUUCCCUAUGGGGUUCUUAGGAAGGAAAGCUUCUCUCUCCAUUAGCCGAGGCCAAUGGAAUGGAAAAAGAAGGAAGGGGUUCUCCUGGAGAUGAACAUAGCUUCUUUGAUUUGUUACCUGUGUGACCCUCAGCAAGCACUUUAUCUCCUUGACACUUAGUUUUCUGAUAUGCAGAUUGUGGAGCCAAGGAUCCCAACUUGCUUCCCAGGGUGCUGGUGAGACUCCUGUGAGACGCUGGAAGGGCAAGUUUUCAUCACCAAUCAAGGACCUACAUAUAGAUCUGGGGCUGACACUGCUCAUGGGCAUGGUUACCUCGGAAAGCUGGUCGGUGCCAGAGCUGGGGCUCCGUCUGUCUCCUGACCCCCAGAGCAAUGUUUUUUCUAUCAUAACCUGACUCAGUCUCUCCCCUAUGGGGUCAUCUAUUUUCUGCCUUUUUCUUCCUCAAAUGCAAGGCAUAAGCAUGGCCUGAAGCAUAACUGUUAGGAUUUCCUGGGGCAUUUCUUUCAACUCCACCGUUUCCACCCCCACCUUGGCAGGGCUCAUCAGGGCCCAGCUUGGCCAACCCUGGCGUUGUAAUGCAUUGGCCAGGAUGGGCCUUUGUUGUCUCUGGACUGCAGCUCCCCCCACCCCUGUUGCCUAUGGCCACUUUUGCUCAUUUCUCUUGGGAGCUGCCUAGCUGCAGAGAAAGGCCUUUGGAACCCUUCUCUUUUCAGCCAUCCUUUAUUGAAUUUCACCUCCAUUUUUUUUCCUUUCCAAAUAGGAACAUCAUUUAUCCAGGACUUUAAGUUGCAGAGGUCUUUAAGAGCUUUCUCUUUCCCAGCUGCAUUUGUUGACACACAGUCAAUCUGUUUCUUGCCUCCACUCCCCCUCCCCCCACCCCACCCCAAGCAGGCCAUAAAGUGUCUACAGCUGUGCCCUUUAUUACCCUUCCCUUUCUAUGCCCACGAGGGGGAUGAGCCGAAAUAUAGCACAGCCAUUACUGCUAACAAAAAGGGACAAUUUUAAAGCAUUUCUGCUUUUCAGCAGGGAAGCUAAUGGUACAAAAAGAAAAUGCAUCAUUUUAUUGUAAAUGUUUUUAAAAUAUGGGUCACUUGGCCAUAAUCAGCCUCCAAAGACGGACAAGUUUAAAGCGAAAGCAGUCACAUAAAUAGCAGUUUUUUCCCCUUGCCUUUUCAAUUAUGCUAAUCGACACCAAGAAAAACAGGGAGGGGGUAGCUCUUACCAACCCACACACUCCGGCUCCAACUCCCUCCUCUCCAGUGAAGAGCAUGGGAAGUAAGUUUGCCAGGCCAAUGGUGCCCCCAGACUAAGAAACCCUUUUACUUUUUACUUCUGUUUCAGCAAGUAUUAAGAGGCUUGUGGUCCGGUCUUUCAGGAUGGGAUGGUUUUCCCAACCUGGGUGGAAAGGAAACUCUUAUUACGUUUGCUGAAAACUUUAAAAUGCAGAAGGCUGCCUGACAGCUACCAGGUGUGUGUCUGGGAUGGGUGGGUCUGCCCAGGAGCCGAGGGCGGGAGGUUGGAACAGAUAUGCUGGGAGGGUAGGCAAGGGAAGUGGUUGCUGUUCCAAAGAGGACACUCUCUCAGUGACUUUGAAGGUAGGAAAUGGAUAUGAUGUUUGGUAGGACUAUGGUGAGAGAUUAGAGGUAGAAAAAAGACACCAUGUUCAGACUGAUGGCCAAAAGGUGUCCCCCUGCCACCCACUCCUGUGCCCCUCGGGGUCCCGCCUCUUAAAGUGUGAACCAGGCUCUGCCUCUGGGAAAGGAAGUAGGGCUUGAGAGGAGGAUUUGAGCCAUAGGAAAUAGGACCAGAUUUCUAAUGCAACUGGAGUGAGGAGGGCUGGAUUAUACACUCCUGAGAACCAGCUGUCAACAUGAUACAAAGAACGGAGACACGGAAUCCAGAGAGCUGAACUCAAGCCCUGGCUUUCCAGUGCACUAGCUCUGUUAACACAAACUCUCCGAGCCAUGGGGCCCCUGUCUGAAAUGAGGAUGACAGGGGAGAAACUUCUACCACACAACAUUGCUAGGAGCAGUCAACGAGCUCAGGUGCAGGAGGUGAAUCUGGCAGGUGUUCAAUGGUUGAGGAAAAUAGUUGAUGAAACUGAUUCUGAACCAGGAGGUGGAGCCCCAGGAUAUGCUAACUGGGCUACAUGGAUGGUUAACCAGUUUUCCGAGACAUUCCGAUUCGAAACUCGAAAUGGUAUCAAGGGAUGCUUAGAAAGUGUCCCUAGAAGGAGAUGCAUGGAGAAGAGACAUAUUGGAUCAGGGUGCUGAGUUCUUAGGUGGGUAGAGGGCAUGGCUUAGGAUCUGCCAAUCUGCUUCUGAUCCCAGAUCUACUGCUAACUUGUUAAGUGACCUAAGCUUCUCAGCCACCACUUCCCGUCAGUAUAUUAGGAAUAAAAGCAGUGGGAUGACAUAAGGCUGUGAGGACUAAGAUGAGAUUAAUCAUACAAAGCCCUUAG